This is a messenger RNA of Peronospora farinosa, 1428 nucleotides long. Lineage: Eukaryota; Oomycota; Peronosporomycetes; Peronosporales; Peronosporaceae. The record is from the annotation of a GenBank genome assembly.
AUGGAAAGUUUUGACGAAGAUGGAUCGAUUGUAGUGCCAAGUCCUGGACAUCAUGAAGAGGAUUUCAAGCGUUUUGUAAUGCUGGAGCAUUCACUGAAAGAAGAUAUCAUUACAACGAUCAUCACUUUCCUACAUAGCAAGAAUCCUGCCGUGCUAUCCCAUACAAUGACACUGACGUCACAUUUUCUUGCCCACAAGAAGUUCUCUUUCUCACUUGUUGAGGCAGGAGGAGCAGAUUUGCUGCUCACUGUAUUUAGACUGCAGCAGGCAGCUGGUCAAGUGGGUUUACUAGACCGAAGCUCGUCGAUGUGUCUUCAUGGAUUCGCUUCUUCAUUGGCAGUCAUUGAACGACUUGUUGUGUCUUACCCUGGGUUCAAGGCAAUUCUUGACUACUUUGAAAAGCACAACGGCUUGUACACUGUGCUCAGUAUUAUUCGGGUUGGCAACCAUCCAAAGUCCUCGGCACAAAGGCAACUUGCACAAGAUGCGUGUUUGUGUUUGCGUCAAUAUGUACGCAUGCAGAUGGCCUUGGUGACGCAUCGGCUCAGGAGAAAGCUGGCUCAGUUGAACCAUCCAUCGAACAGAGUGUCCAACGCCGUGCCUGCGUUAACGGCGGCGACUGCAGCAUCGCGUAUCCCAGCACGAGUCCCAAAAAUUACGUGGUCAAAAGCAAUUGAUCUCGACGACAAAACUCACGAUGCAAAUAUGGUAUUUUACGAAAAGUAUCGUUUCAGUGCUACCAGUGGCAACUCCAGCAACUCGUGGUCUGCAGCUACUGGUCCAGGCGAUGGGAUGUGGCCUCCAGCGGCAAAGUUGAGUCAUUUGCGAGGUAUUCUCGUGCUUCUAGAGGUUGUAGCUAUGAUGUGCUUAGUGAUGCACAGCACGGACCCUGAUGCAAACUCCACCACUAUUCGGAUAUGGACUGCAGAACGCGCACAGUUCUGCUUGGACUCGCUUCGGGUGUUGACGCUCGUGGUUCCAUCUUUGGCUAUCGAAGUGUGCUCAACAGAAGUAUUGCUCGAUGGAGGAAGCGCGUUAAAACAGCUAGGAAUGACCAUCCUGCUGGACAUUGCGAUGAGCAACAAUCCUAGAGACUCUGAGCUGGUACGCGAUGCGCUACGAGUGUUUUGCAACUGCGUAUCACCACCUCACCACGAAGAUUGUUGGCAGCAUCCUUACAAGGACAUUCGGCAGUAUACCCUGACAGCUCGAAGUAUGCGAACGAAGAAAGAUGAUCAGUUGCAGCGGUCAAGCUUUGACACAGUAGAUCAGGCAUCGAGCACAAUUACGCCCAACAACUGCUCAAACUGCUGUCCUAAGGCUAAGGACGAUAAAAUGCUGAGACCUGUACGAAAGUUGGCGCGUGAGCGGAAUGCAAUUAAAGACUAUCUCGCGAUCGCAGGAGGCAUUCAUGUUUACUUCACGUAA